Molecule: messenger RNA, 1047 nt
Organism: Ceratotherium simum simum (southern white rhinoceros)
Lineage: Eukaryota; Metazoa; Chordata; Mammalia; Perissodactyla; Rhinocerotidae
Gene: PSKH2
Product: protein serine kinase H2
Biological process (GO): protein phosphorylation
Molecular function (GO): protein kinase activity; ATP binding
Source: RefSeq, a predicted model, not a curated record
GCGGCGGCGGAGGCGGCGCGCAGGAUGCAGGUGGCCCGCUUCCGAGCCAGGUUCGACCCCCGGGUCCUCGCCAGAUAUGACAUCAAGGCUCUUAUUGGGACAGGCAGUUUCAGCAAGGUUGUCAGGGUGGAGCAGAAGACCACCAAGAAACCUUUUGCAAUAAAAGUGAUGGAAACCAGAGUGAGAGAAGGCAGAGAAGCGUGCGACUCAGAGCUCGCCGUCCUGAGGCGGGUUAGCCAUCGUUACAUCGUCCAGCUCCUGGAGAUCUUUGAAGCCCAGGAUCGAGUUUACAUGGUGAUGGAGUUGGCUACGGGAGGGGAGCUCUUCGAUCGCCUCAUGACCCAGGGAUCCUUCACAGAGCAGGACGCUGUCAGAAUCCUCCAGAUGGUCGCUGAUGGGAUUAGGUAUUUGCACGCAUUGCGAAUCACUCACAGGGACCUAAAGCCCGAAAAUCUCUUAUAUUAUCAUCCAGGGGCAGAGUCGAAAAUUUUAAUCACAGAUUUUGGUUUGGCACACUCUGGGAACAAAAGCGGUGACUGGACGAUGAGGACGCUCUGUGGGACCCCAGAGUACAUGGCCCCCGAGGUUUUGCUAAGGAAACCUUACACCAGCGCAGUGGACAUGUGGGCUCUCGGCGUAAUCACAUUUGUUUUACUUAGCGGAUUCCUGCCUUUUGAUGAUGAAAGCCAUACAAGGCUCUACAGGAAGAUUCUGAAAGGCAAAUACGAUUAUACAGGAGAGCCCUGGCCAAAUAUUUCCCACUUGGCGAAGGACUUUAUAGACAAACUACUGAUUCUGGAGGCUGGUCAUCGCAUGUCAGCUGGGCAGGCCCUGGGUCAUCCCUGGGUGACCACUAUGGCUGCAGCGUCUUCCGUGAAGAAUCUUCAGAGGGUCAUUUCCCGGAACCUCCUGCGGAGGGCAUCUCCCCACUCUCAGAGUCCCGGAUCCGCACAGUCUUCCAAGUCACGCUCUUAUCACAAAUCGAAACAUAUGUGGGGCAAGAGAAACUUAAGGGCAGAAGAAUCACCACUGUCUUCACUUUUGUGA